ACUCCCGCUCCUCUUCCACCCAAAUCCUCUCUCUCUCUCUACCCUCUCUCUGCUCUCUCUCCCCAAUCCAAACCCUAGAAAUACAGCAGCUCUCUCUCCUUCUUUCCUUCCUUUUCAGCAGCUGCAGCAGCAUAUCUCUGCUUCUUUCUUCUUUCUUCUUAUCUAUUUCAUACAUAGUCGCUCUGUAUAUAUAUAUCUUUCUAGUUUUUUUAUUUUAUUUUUCUGUAAGGAUAUCGUACGGUAACAGUAAUGGCGGUCCCACCACCACCACCACCACCGACGGUCCCCGCCCACGCUUCGCUCUACGUGGGAGACCUCCACCCGGACGUGACGGAGGGUAAUCUGGUGGACGCCUUCUCCGGGACCGGGAAUCUUGCAUCAGUCCGCGUUUGCCGCGACUCCAUCACCGGACGUUCGCUUGGCUAUGGCUACGUCAACUACAUUACACCUGAGGACGCAACCCGUGCUAUGGAAAAGUUGAAUCACACUCCAUUGAAUGGGCAACUGAUAAGAAUCAUGUGGUCUCAUCGAGAUCCGGAUGCAAGAAAGAGUGGGAUCGGGAAUCUGUUUGUGAAGAAUUUGAAUGAAUCAAUAAAUAACGUAAAGCUUCACGAUAUGUUUUCCAAGUUUGGAAAAAUUUUGUCUUGCAAAGUCGUUAUGACUCAGGAUGGGAAGAGUAGAGGGUAUGGAUUUGUCCAGUUUGAAUCUGACGAAUCCGCAAAUGCCGCCAUUGAGAAUGUUAAUGGCUCCAUGGUUGAAGGCAAGCAAAUUUAUGUAGGUCACUUUGUCAAAAAGAGUGAACGCAUGUUACCCAGCCCUGAUGCUAAAUAUACCAAUUUGUAUAUGAAGAAUCUUGAUCUAGAUAUUACAGAAGAACUUCUCCGAGAGAAGUUCUCCGAAUUUGGGAAAAUUACUAAUCUUGUUAUAGCAAAGGACAAUAGUGGAAACUCAAGGGGAUUUGGAUUUGUAAAUUUUGAUGGCCCUGAUGAUGCCAAACGGGCAAUGGAGACGAUGAAUGGAGUGCAGCUUGGUACUAAGACUAUAUAUGUAGCAAGGGCCCAAAAAAAAGCAGAGCGGGAGCAAAUUCUCCGUCGUCAAUUUGAGGAAAAGCGCAAUGAGCAGAUGCUCAAAUAUAAGGGCUCAAAUGUCUAUGUAAAGAACAUAGAUGAUGACGUUGAUGAUGAUGAACUGCGAGAACAUUUCAGUCAGUGUGGCACAAUCACUUCCGCCAAACUAAUGCGCAAUGAUAAGGGAAUAAGUAAGGGGUUUGGAUUUGUGUGCUUUUCUACUCCUGAAGAAGCUGGCAAAGCUGUGAACACUUUUCAUGGAUACAUGUUCCAUGGAAAACCUUUAUAUGUGGCAAUCGCCCAACGGAAAGAGGAUAGGCGUGCUCAGUUGCAGCUGCAGUAUGUGCAGCGUAUGGCAGCAUUAGCAGGACCCUCAGCUGCUGUCAUCCCUGCCGGGUAUCCUCCUCUUUACUAUACUCCACCUCCUGGUGUUGUUCCGCAAAUUCCACCAAGGCAGGGGAUUAUGUAUCAACACUUGGGUCUGAGACCUGAAUGGAGGGCCAGUGGAUUUUCACCAUCAACAAGACCGCCUUUCCAACCCAUGCCACUUCCUGCGAUUCCAAACACUCCAAGACAGCAUAGACAAAAUAGGGGCCGGAUGAAUGGACAUAUGCUUCCCCAGGCUGGUCAAUCUAUACAAUUUAUUCCACAAACAACUCAGUCAAUGAAUAUUUUGAAAGAUGCAGGCAAUCAGCAGCGGGCUGGACAAACUAAAUACGUGCCCAGUGGGAGGCAGCGAGAGAUGAACAACGGAACUGCAGUUCCAUCUCCAGCUUCUAACUCUGUCGGAGCAGGAGCCUCCCAGGGGACAGAGAUGUUGAGUAGCAUGCUUGCGGCUGCACCUCCUCACCACCAAAAGCAGAUACUUGGAGAGCGUCUCUUCCCCCUUGUCAAGAAACACAAGUUUGAGCUUGCUGCAAAGAUUACUGGAAUGCUCUUGGAGAUGGACAAUUCUGAACUGCUGCUGCUAUUGGAGUCGCCAGAGUCGUUGGCUGCCAAAGUUGAAGAAGCUGUACAGGUACUCAAACUCUCGAAGGCCAAAGUUAAUGGUGGUCAAGACACUCUUCAUCCCAAUUACUUAUCAGCUGAGGUUGCCGUCAACUAAAACUAAAAAGGGUGACAGUGAUGGAAACUACCUAUCUCUCUCUCUUUUCUUUCUUUUUCUUUAGUAGAGGUUCUGUUUUGCAGUCUAGGAUUGAGAGUUCGUUACCGAAAUGAAUUUUGUUGACCACUGGUUUUCAUAACCUUUUUCUUUUAAUGCUUUUUCAUAGUUUUUACCCUUUUUUUUUUUUUUGGUGAUGUUCCAAGAGUUCCAAUGAUUCUUUGAUUCUGGAUCUUUUAAUGCAAUGAACAAUUAGAGAUAAGGGCUUUUAGAGACUUGCAAAAUCAAAUAGAUAUUUUCUAUCCUUUUUUGCCCUCUUC
Molecule: messenger RNA, 2489 nt
Organism: Magnolia sinica
Lineage: Eukaryota; Viridiplantae; Streptophyta; Magnoliopsida; Magnoliales; Magnoliaceae
Product: polyadenylate-binding protein 7
Exons: 10
Coding region: 250-2172 (640 amino acids)
Cellular component (GO): ribonucleoprotein complex
Molecular function (GO): RNA binding
Source: RefSeq, a predicted model, not a curated record